CCAACAUAUUCAAUUCAACUAGCAAUAAUUUUGAAAUGUCGCGAAUUUUAUCAGCUUCAUUCAUAAAAUAUCAAAGCGCCGAGGAGGCCGAGAUCUUGAGUGUAGGUGAUAAUAUGGAUGAGCGCGGCAAAGAAUUGGUGCGGCAAUUAUAUGCGCCACUCAAAGUAACCACAGAGGAUUUGAGCCGUGAAUACACUUCGUCCGAGGUGAAACAGCUGUGCCUUCGCACAAAAGUCCGGGUGAACAUGACGCUUUUCAAUUGCGUGUGGGAGGCCAAACGGCGGCUGGAGAAGAAGGGCCGCCUGGCCAAUCGUUCUGAGCGCUUUGUGAACGCGAUGCUGGUGAAGGCGGUAACCAAACAAAUGGUUAUACCCUAUUCGUCAGAAGAGAUUAGCAAAUGCAAUCAUAUUCGCGAGUGCCAGCUGAAGAAGGUCAACAAUUGCCGGCUUAAUCGCUGGAGCAAUGAAUCCUCACAGAGCUCGGUGCUGGAGCGCACUCAAUCAAAUCAGUCGUCUUUGUUGCCGCCGGCACAGAUGGCGAAUGAAUCCUCAGAUAUACCCUUGAAUCUCGUAGUUACCAUCAAUUCUCAAGCCUUACUGACUCAACCGGUUAUGUGGGUCAACGGAGAGACACCAGAGAGCCCAGCUAAAUCAAAGGAUAUGGCCGAAGCUGUCGAUGUAUCCAUAGAAUCCACACCAGACAUGGCCUGGGCCGAGGCAGCUGCCCAAGUCAACACAGAGUCGAUGACCUUUGAGUCACGUGAUCUUGAGCUGAACACACAGCAAACGGAGAGCCAGCCAGUUGCCCUAAGCAACGAGGAUUAUGAGCUCUUCGGCACCCAAGUGCCGGCCACAUCCACACAGACCCCCACACAGUCCACCGAACCGUUCCUUUAAAUUCGAAUUGACUCAUAUUAUAAAUAUAAUUUUGUUUUAUGACCGAAAUUCAUUACAACAUGCUCUCGAAUAAAUAUAUAUUUAUUUUUAUAACA
Molecule: messenger RNA, 991 nt
Organism: Drosophila grimshawi
Lineage: Eukaryota; Metazoa; Arthropoda; Insecta; Diptera; Drosophilidae
Product: telomere-binding protein cav
Exons: 2
Coding region: 36-896 (286 amino acids)
Source: RefSeq, a predicted model, not a curated record